AAAUAUUUCUACAGGAGAAGAAGUAGCCAUUAAAUUAGAAUGUAUAAAAACGCGGCAUCCCCAAUUGCAUAUAGAAUCCAAAAUUUACAAAAUGCUUUCAAGAGCWCCUGGAAUACCUAUAAUAAAAUGGUGUGGUUCCGAAGGAGAUUACAAUGUUAUGGUAAUGGAAUUACUAGGUCCGUCAUUAGAAGAUCUUUUCAAUUUUUGUUCCAGAAGAUUUUCAAUAAAAACUGUGCUACUAUUAGCUGACCAAUUGYUGGAUAGAAUAGAGUAUAUACAUAGUAAAAACUUCAUACACAGGGAUAUCAAGCCAGACAAUUUUCUAAUGGGCUUAGGUAAACGUGGCAAUUUGGUGUAUAUUAUAGACUUUGGUCUUGCAAAGAAAUAUUGCGACAGCCGAACCAAUGAACAUAUAAUGUAUCGAGAGAAUAAAAAUCUCACUGGAACUGCUCGAUAUGCUUCCAUUAAUACCCAUUUAGGAAUAGAACAAAGCCGAAGAGAUGAUCUAGAGUCUCUUGGUUAUGUAUUAAUGUACUUUAAUCGUGGUUCCUUGCCAUGGCAAGGUUUGAAAGCAGCUACUAAACGACAAAAAUAUGAACGUAUCAGUGAAAAAAAAAUAGUAACUUCAUUUGAGGAUUUAUGCAAAGGAUAUCCAAAUGAAUUUUUAACAUAUUUGUUAUAUUGCCGUGCAUUAAGAUUUACCGAAAAACCAGAUUUUACUUAUUUAAGGCAAUUAUUUAGGCAGUUGUUCCAUCGUCAAGGGUUUACGUACGACUAUAUUUUCGAUUGGAAUAUGUUAAAAUUUGGAGCAAAUGGUGCUCGAUACAGUGGGUCAGAUGAUCAAAAAAAUGCCUCGCAUCAAGAUAGCAGACGUGCAAUGCAAGACAGUAGCUCUCCUUCUACUAAUGUUGUACCACUAAAUAGUCGCGCUCAAGCUGAUCAAAGUGGAAUAAAGAAUUUUUUAUCCAAAGUUCCUCUGGUACCAAUGGAUAAUUGUUCGGGUGGUGGUGUUAUUCAACCAUUACCAACAAGAUUGCGUUACAGUGCUGAUCCUGGUUCAGCGCGACCAGUGAGAACUCAAACUCGAAGCUCAGCAAUGGCAACAUCUGAUUCGCCGUCUGUUACUCAGCCUUUGCAAACCAACGUCUCCAGUUCAAUGAUACCACCUGCGUGAGCCCCAAUAUGGGUCAAAGCACCGGAUAGAAUGCCAAUCAUGCACCAGCAUAAAUAAACUAUUGCGAUCGAAAUUAUGUAAAUAGCCUAGCCUAUUUUUUUUUUAUUUUUUUUAUUUUAUUAUUAUCUUUAGUUAUUUUUGGUUAAGAUAUAAUUAAGUAUUUUUUA
Messenger RNA from Diuraphis noxia (Russian wheat aphid), 1341 nucleotides. RefSeq names its product casein kinase I-like. Lineage: Eukaryota; Metazoa; Arthropoda; Insecta; Hemiptera; Aphididae. Gene Ontology annotation, biological process: protein phosphorylation. The record is from RefSeq and is a predicted model, not a curated record. Gene Ontology annotation, molecular function: ATP binding; protein kinase activity.